Messenger RNA from Hordeum vulgare subsp. vulgare (domesticated barley), 2279 nucleotides. Its product is annotated as cell division control protein 45 homolog. NCBI's taxonomy places the organism in Eukaryota, Viridiplantae, Streptophyta, Magnoliopsida, Poales, Poaceae. The record is from RefSeq and is a predicted model, not a curated record. The coding region runs from base 16 to 1833 and encodes 605 amino acids. The transcript has a single exon. Gene Ontology annotation, cellular component: DNA replication preinitiation complex. Gene Ontology annotation, biological process: mitotic DNA replication preinitiation complex assembly; DNA replication initiation; double-strand break repair via break-induced replication. Gene Ontology annotation, molecular function: single-stranded DNA binding; chromatin binding; DNA replication origin binding.
CUCGUUGAUGCGCCAAUGGUGCGGGAGCUCCGCGCCGACUCCUUCUACGCCCGCCUCCGCGCCGCCGCCGCCGCCGCCGCGGCGGCCGCCUCCUCCCCGCUGCUGAUCCUCCCAUCCGCGGCCGACGCCGACUCCCUCUGCGCGCUCAAGGCGCUCGCCCACGUCCUCUCCGCCGACUCCAUCCGCUUCUCCAUCUACCCCGUCGCCUCCGCCGCCGCCGCCGCCACCCUCCUCGCCUCCUUCUCCGCGUCCCAGCCGCUCUGUCUGCUCCUCAUCAACUGGGGCGCGCACCGCGACCUCCGCGGCAUCCUGCCCCCCGCCUCCACCGCGUUCGUCGUCGACUCCCACCGCCCCGUCCACCUCCACAACCUCGCCGCCGCCAACGACCGCGUCGUCGUGCUGUUCUCCACCGACGACGAGCACACCGCCGACCUCUCCUAUGAUUUCGACGUUUCCGCCCUCGCCAACGCCUCCGACCUCACCGCCGACGGGGACGCCGACGAGCACCUCCGUGUCUCGGAGGAGGACGAGGACUCUGACGCCUCCGACUCCGAUUCUGAUGCCGAGGGAGGGAGAAGGAAGAGGCGGCGGCUCUCGGACGAUGGGGAGGAGGCGGACGGCGACCCGGAGAGGCUGUUCGGCAAGCUGCGGAGGGAGUACUACCGCCUCGGCACCUUCCACGGGAAGCCUUCGGGGUGCCUCAUGUACGAGCUCGCCCACGCGCUCCGCAGGAACACCAACGAGCUCCUCUGGCUCGCCUGCGUCUCCCUCACUGACCAGUUCGUCCACGAGCGCAUCACCAACGAGCGCUACCAGGCUGCCGUCAUGGAGCUCGAGCAGCACAUCAAUGGAUCAGGCAACCUCGACCCGUCCGGCCUCGGGUCGGUGGUGACGCUCAAGGAUGGAACCAAGAUCCGGGCGCCGGAGGCCUCCCGCAUCGCCUAUGAGGACGAGCCAAGGCUGAUGCUGCUGCGGGAGUGGAGUUUGUUCGACUCCAUGCUCUGCUCCUCAUAUGUCGCGACCAAGCUCAAGACCUGGAGCGACAACGGGCUGAAGAAGCUGAAGCUGCUCCUAGCGAGGAUGGGGUUCCCGCUCGCCGACUGCCAGAAGAGGUUCCAGUACAUGAGCAUGGAGGUCAAGCGCAAGAUGCGCGAUGAGUUUGAUCGGUUCCUGCCUGAGUAUGGGCUCACUGAGUUCUACUACCGGAGCUUCCUGAGGGUGCACGGUUACAGGUCCAAGGUGUCUGCUGCGGAUGUUGUCUAUGGCGUCACAGCUUUGCUUGAAUCCCUCAAUGCCGAGUCCAAGGACUCAAAGGAGUCCUGUGCUGCUGAGCAAUUUUGGGUUGCAUACUCUGCGUUGUCGCUGAGCAAUGUGGAUCAGCUGCGAAAAGGAAUGCAAUCUGCAAUUGAGAUACAGAUGGCGAUACUGAGGCAGGGAAGCUCAGCCAUCACCAAGAGUGGAUUCAUCCGGAGUGCUAAGAAGUUCCGGUGGGUGAAGCUUGAUGAUCCAGUGGACACUGCUAAGCUGUGCCAUCCACAGGCGCUUACUAAAUUCUGUUUCUUCCUGAUGGAUGCACUAAAGGAGAGGGGUGCAAGGAUGAAGCCACUAAUCUGUGCCUGCUUAGCAAGGGAGCCUGAGAAGGUGUUGGUCAUUGGUGUAUGUGGGAAGCCAAGGCUCGGGGCAGUUCAGGGGAACGCGUUUGGUAAUGCAUUUAGGUCAGCGGCAGAGGAGAUCGGUGCAGAUUAUUUCCAUGACAUGUUUGAGUCAUCAUGGAUUGUUCUUGAUGUUGUUGCUGUCAGUUCUUUCAUGAUUCGGUUAACAGAGAAGCUUUGAUGCCAUGUGCUCGCCCCACGCUGAUGAUUCUUUCAUUCCCAAGAUGGGAAAUCCGAGGCUUGUGCUCUCUAAAUAAAGGAGGUUGACUAGUUGAUGAUGGUGGUGCAUGCCAUGUUGCUCACCUGAUAUUUUCACCAAAUUACAGAUAGCAGCCUGACAAACAUUGUAAUUUGCAACAUCUGAGUUGCUUGGCAAUCAUGUUUUUAGUGAUAGAGGAGAGGCUGUUCCACUCUCCAACUGCCCCAUUAGCAAAGGAUAAUCCAUCAGAUUCAGAUGCCAACCUGAUUCUGACCUACAAGGGGCAAGGUACACUUGCUUACUGGUUUCUCUACCUGAUAGAAUGGAUGUUAGUAUCUGUACUUGCAUAAGCAUGCAGCUUUUAUUGUAGGAUAAUGUUGUAUUCGUUUCUGUAUCAAUAAAGUUGUUUCAAGUUUUUAGUGUGCAAA